Thermothielavioides terrestris NRRL 8126 is the source of this 531-nucleotide messenger RNA. RefSeq lists its product as uncharacterized. Lineage: Eukaryota; Fungi; Ascomycota; Sordariomycetes; Sordariales; Chaetomiaceae. The coding region runs from base 1 to 531 and encodes 176 amino acids. The record is from RefSeq and is a predicted model, not a curated record. The transcript has a single exon.
AUGUCCGACGGAACUGCCCCUACUCCAGUCGCCCGAGACGUCGAGCAGGACAUGACGGAGGACCCAAGCCUGAGUUCAGCAGAUGGAGACUGGGAUGCGGAGGCGGAACUCGAGCAAGCUUUCGAGACGGCAUGGGAUGAGCUCCAAGAAGACAUCAUGGUGGGCGAGCUUGAGAAAGAGCUUGAAGCGCUCUGGAAGGAACUUCAGAAAAAAGGUCUCGACAAAGUAAGCCCUGGGAAAUCUGAGGUGGCCGAUAUCCAGUCAUUGAUUGCCUCUCGUUGCACAGAUGGCGAAUCGGCAACCUCGCUGCUCUUGAUGUUCAAAGUCUGCCUCGAGCUCUCUGGUGGACUGCCAGAGGUUGAGGGAGAAUGCGACCCCGACAGCGAUGGCUGCGCGGAGGCAAGUGCCUCGGGUGAGCACGAGACUGCCUCCUCCAGCCCUUCUCUCAAAUCCACCAAAGCCGACGAAGCUAGCUUUCCGAUUCCCGCCCGGGCCGAUGCCGAUACAGCAUCCCUCCGCACCGAAAACUGA